AUGGAGCUUGCCAAAGUAAGCAGUACGGAAAAGCCCCCCCGUCACGACGCUGGCCAAGAAAUGAAGCAUGGUGAUUCCUUGAUCAACCCGGACGAUGCUGCUCUGAUGGCUCUCGGGAAGAGCGCUGAACUAAAGCGCGUGUACAACUUCUGGACAUUAUGUGCUUACCAGGUCAUGAUCUCGGCGACCUGGACUUGCAUUGUCGUCUUGUAUGGAACCAUCUUUGACCUUGGCGGACCGGUCGGCUUGAUAUAUGGAUCUAUCAUUGUUGCCAUCGGGCAGACACUGCUCAUGGCGUCUCUUGCCGAGUACUGCGGUAUUUGGCCAACGGCGGGCGGCCAGCAAUUCUACGUUCAACGGCUAGCUACGGCGACAUACAGACCAUUCCUCUCGUACGCGGUCGGAUGGUGCUUGAUUCUCGCAGAGGUCGCAACAGGUGCAUCCUGCACGCUGAACAGCGCGAAUAUUAUCUCGACCAUGGUCACGAUAUUUCACCCCAACGUUGACUGGCAGCCAUACCAGACCUUCCUCAUCUACUUGCUUCUGCUCGUCGUCCCUAUCCUGCUCAACCUCAAGCCCGAGGUGCUCCCCAUUUACAGUACUGUGGGAGCUGUCUUUACCGUCCUCGGAUUCUUUGGCUGGGCUAUCACCGUGCUGGUUACGGCGCCCAAGGCGGACGCAAAGUUUGUCUUCACCACGUUCCUGAAUAACUCAGGAUACAGCAGCAAUGGAUGGGUAUUUAUCCUCGGUUUCUACAACCCCCUGUAUGGACUUUACGGGACGGACAGCAUGAUGCAUUUGGUGGAGGAGAUGAAGAAUGCCGCAGAAGACGCACCGAGAGCUAUGGUCUGGUCCAUGGUCUUCUCCGGCGUCAUGACUUUGAUCACCGACCUCGUGCUCCUGUACUGCUGCGGUAACUACGAGACAUACGCAGUAGCUCUUUCUCCCUACGUCGACUGGUUAACGGACGUGACCGGCAGCAUUGGUGGAGGCAUAUUCAUUGCAGUUGUAUUCAUUGUUGUGAAUCUGCUGGUGUCCACCGGUCUUCUGUCCUCCUGCUCCCGCCUUGGAUGGCGAAUGGCACAGGACAGGGCAUUCCCGUGGUCCGAUUGGCUUGAGAAGAUGAACCGCAAACUGCAGAUUCCACUCAACUUCAUGUUGGUUCUGGUCGUGGUUGAGGCUGUGCUUGGUGUCAUCUCCUUGGGAAGUGAUCUGGCUUUCAAUGCUAUUGUCAGUGGAGCCGGUGUGUCUUUUACAAUCGGAUAUACGCUUCCCGUUAUUGUAACUCUUAUUCGAGGCCGGUCGGUACUCCCAGAUCGUUCCCAUUUUGAUCUCGGACGUUGGGGAUAUCUGAUCAACUACAUCUCCGUUGCAUGGGCCAGUCUGGUUAUUGUUAUCUACGUCAUGCCACUCUACGUCCCGGUCGAUGCUGGUGAGAAUAUCGGCAACAUGAACUGGGCUUCUGUUAUAGUUGGGGCCACACUCCUCUUUUCUGGUACUUAUUGGGUAUUUAAGGCGAGGUUUAAAUACCUAAAGGAUGGAUUAAUAGCGACUGCGGCGGUGCCUAUACUAGAAGGCAUGCCUGUUAUUCCCUAG
Molecule: messenger RNA, 1596 nt
Organism: Fusarium keratoplasticum
Lineage: Eukaryota; Fungi; Ascomycota; Sordariomycetes; Hypocreales; Nectriaceae
Exons: 9
Coding region: 1-1596 (531 amino acids)
Biological process (GO): transmembrane transport
Cellular component (GO): membrane
Molecular function (GO): transmembrane transporter activity
Source: RefSeq, a predicted model, not a curated record